Molecule: messenger RNA, 917 nt
Organism: Octopus sinensis (East Asian common octopus)
Lineage: Eukaryota; Metazoa; Mollusca; Cephalopoda; Octopoda; Octopodidae
Exons: 3
Coding region: 31-624 (197 amino acids)
Biological process (GO): Golgi to lysosome transport
Cellular component (GO): trans-Golgi network
Source: RefSeq, a predicted model, not a curated record
UUUCUCUCCCUUUUUUUGUUUUUCUAGACUAUGAUGAAAUACGAAAUGAAAAGUAUGCAAAACAAAUAUUUAGAAGAAAGGGAAAAAGCCUUGCAAGAAGAGAAAGAAUCCAGAGAGAAACUGCUGAAUGACGUUGUGCAGAAUGAGAGACGGAAGUUGAGCCAGAUCAGAGCUGAAGUAGUGUCCGACUGCAAGACGGAGAUGAAAAAUUACAUGGCAGAGCAGCGGCAGCUGGACAAUCAACUGCGCCAACAGCACUACGUAGCUCUGGACCUGUUUCUGGAAAGUGCAAGACAACAGCUCAAGUUGUUGAUGGACAAUGGAAGCCGGACUGAACAUGCACCUCACACCGGCCCCGAUUCCCGUGCUGGCUGCGCUACUUCACCUUUCUCUUCCUCAUCACUCUCACUACCACCACCACUAUCAUCAUCAUCGUCAUCAUCGUCAUCAUCAUCACAAUCAUCAAGCACAACAGGAGCUGCUGCUGCAACACCACUAUCAACAUCGUCCACUGUUGCUACUGCCACUUUAACAACAACAACAACAGCAGCAGCAACAACAACAAGCUCCUCUUCUUCCUCCACCUCAUCACAACAAACCAAGUCUAAUAACGACUCUAGUUAAAUGGAAAACGCUGCAGACUCACGUUGAGGUGUUGCAGUUGUUGAGGAUUGAUGUAACACAUUAACCGAGAGGUUGCACUAGAGACCGGUCAGUCGGCUGCAGUGUUGCUCUUCCAUUUCGUGAAGGUCAUCGGCAAUACCUUGUAACGUUCACGCCCAACAUCAAGUCAGCAGGUGGCAAUUAACGGUUGGUGAACUGUGGCAAUUAACGGUUGGUAUUCUGUGACAAAUAGGAUUUUAAAUUCGUAUCGCAUCAGGGAUUUUUCAUUUUGCUGUGGUGAAAAAAAAAAGAAA